AUGGUUUUUAACAUUGGUGAACGAGAGCUGGCUGGAUACUUCCCUAGUGCCAUGGAGUUCCUAUCAUGUGCUGUCGAAGAAGGGAUGGAAGCACAAAUAAAGGACACACUUGGAUUCCCUGCUGGAGAUUUACCUAUGAAGCAGGGCAAAGCUAAAAAAUUAUUUUUGGGUGGGAACUAA
This is a messenger RNA of Ilex paraguariensis (yerba mate), 180 nucleotides long. The record is from the annotation of a GenBank genome assembly. Lineage: Eukaryota; Viridiplantae; Streptophyta; Magnoliopsida; Aquifoliales; Aquifoliaceae.